AUGGCUCUCACUCUCGCUCUCGUCGUCUUGCUCGAGCUCGUUACUGACAUGCAGGGCUGGGUCGACCUCAUCCCCGAAGACGAGGAGGACAUGUGGCACGUGUACAACCUGGUGUCUGCCGGUGACACAGUGCGCGCCAAGACGGACCGGAAGGUGCACACGCAGUCGUCGACGGGCACAACGAGCUCGUUCCGCGUCACCAUGUCGCUCGCGAUCAUAGUGAAGAAGACCAUGUUCUCUGCCGCGGCAUCGAGCGAGACGACGGGGGACAAAUCGGAGGCCCGCGCCGUGAUGAGCAUCACGGGGCAGGUGACGGAGGCGAACGACUGGGUGCGCGUCGGCGCGUACCACACGCUGGAGCUGGAGCGGGGUAGGAAGUUCCGCCUGAGCAAGGGGACGGGGUGGGACAGUGUGGCGCUGGAGCGGAUCGAGGAUGCAACGAAGGCGGGACGGGGGGCCGAGAUCGGCGCCGUCGUGUGCGGCGAGGGCACGGCCGCCAUCUGCCUGUUGAGCGAGCACAUGACGGUGGUGCGACAACGGAUCGACGUGCCCAUUCCCCGCAAACGUUCCGGAACCUCCGCACACGACAAGGCCAUGGCCAACUUUCUCUCGACCGUGUAUGCCGCCAUCCUCCGCCUGAUUCCCUUCGAUUCGCUCAAGGCCGUCGUCAUUGCCAGCCCCGGGUUCACGAAGGAGACGCUGUACGACUAUGUCUUCCAGCAGGCAACCGAGACGGGGAACAAGGCGCUCCUCAACUCCAGGCCGAAGUGGGUCAAGGUCCACUCCAACACGCCGCAUGUGCACAGUCUCGUCGAGGCCCUCCGCGACCCGGGCGUCGCCAAGAUGCUCCAGGGCGCCAAGUUUGCGCGCGAGGGUGUGGCGCUGGACAAGUUCCACAAGAUGCUGGCCACCGACGAGCUCCGCGCGUGGUAUGGGCCGCAACACGUCGCCCUGGCCGUCAACCGCGGCGCGGUCGGCACGUUGCUCAUUUCCGACGAGCUGUUCCGCAGCAGCGACCCCGAGACGCGCAACAAGUACGUCGACAUGGUCGAGGCGGUGCGUGCACGGGGCGGCGAGAGUGUCAUUUUCUCGUCCAUGCACGAGAGCGGAAACCAGCUCAACCAGCUCAGUGGCAUCGCCGCCGUGCUCACGUACCCGCUCGAUAUUGAGAUUGUCGAGAUGGAGGAGAAGGAGGAGGCGGAGCGGCUCGCGCGCGAGGCUACGCCGAGGACGCAAUAG
Trichosporon asahii var. asahii CBS 2479 is the source of this 1239-nucleotide messenger RNA. RefSeq names its product RNA-binding protein, Dom34p. The coding region runs from base 1 to 1239 and encodes 412 amino acids. The record is from RefSeq and is a predicted model, not a curated record. The transcript is spliced from 2 exons. Gene Ontology annotation, biological process: nonfunctional rRNA decay; RNA surveillance; nuclear-transcribed mRNA catabolic process, no-go decay. Lineage: Eukaryota; Fungi; Basidiomycota; Tremellomycetes; Trichosporonales; Trichosporonaceae. Gene Ontology annotation, cellular component: cytoplasm.